GGGAUGUGCGUGCCUGGGUCCCUUCUUUCUGUUCUUCUUAAGGCUUCUACUUGUUCUGCUCUCUCUACACAUGUAAUAGUAUAGCACUCCUUGGUACUAACGUGUGUUACACAUAUAGUUGUCUUCGUUGUUCCUUGUAUUUAUUUGUUUAUACUCCGUAGAGCAGCUGCGGAUCAGCUUGUGACUCUGCAAGAUACAUAUUGUUUUUUGUCGUAAGAAGAGAAUGAGCUUCUUGAAUUCUAAGGCCAGUGAAAAUGUUUAUACUCCGUAAUAUCAGCAGCUUUGCUUUUGCACUUAAUUGCGAGAAGAUGAGAUUCAUUCAUUGAAAAGGAAACCUCCUAAUUUCCCUUCUGCUGAACAUCACACUUGCUUUCGGUGGGUCGUUUCUCUUGACAUAUGCCCUUGCGACGAUCGAAGAGCGCGCUCUUUUAGAUUAAGGCUGUACCUAAUACAUCUUUGGGCGCAUCCUUGAAACGUAUGGAGGAGUAUCCUAAUGGAAUACUCCCCCAUACUUUUCAAGGAUGCACUUGAAAGAUGAAUUACGGACAGCUCUAAUUAGACAUAACUUCAACUUCGUCCAGCAGUGAAAAUGGAAAGACGGUGGACGAGGAUUCACCACAGGAUUCACUACUGGAUCGAUUGCUGGGCAUCACUGAAGAAUUCAUCGAGAAAGCCUUAGCGUUUGACGAUGCAGGUGAAAAUGCUGAUGCAGGUGCGCGAGAAAAGCCAGUUGUACCAAGAAGAAGAGAUGAGAGUUCCAGGAGUACCAAGAAGAAGGAGAGUGCGUCGUUUUUGGCAGUAGAAGAGAUCUACAACCCUGUGACUGAAGACUCAUCUGCUUUUUUUGCUAACCCGGAAAUGGCUUUUGCCAGUGCAGCCUUCGUCCAGUCGGAAACUCCAAAUACUAGUACUGCGCUACUUGCAACUGCUGCUGCGGAGCAGUGGUCUAAAAGUACUCUAGUAGAGGGUGCAGGUGCAAGCGCAACUUCUGACGCCGAGAAAAAAUGCUCUAAGGGUUCUAGGUUGCCGCCAUGGCAGAGCAGGC
Molecule: messenger RNA, 1045 nt
Organism: Amoebophrya sp. A25
Lineage: Eukaryota; Dinophyceae; Syndiniales; Amoebophryaceae
Source: the annotation of a GenBank genome assembly